Messenger RNA from Paraglomus brasilianum, 2274 nucleotides. NCBI's taxonomy places the organism in Eukaryota, Fungi, Glomeromycota, Glomeromycetes, Paraglomerales, Paraglomeraceae. The record is from the annotation of a GenBank genome assembly.
AUGUCAAUCGUCACUGUCCACAUAGAUAUUGAUCAUAACUCAGAACUCGAGAUAAUAAAGGAUUUCCUACUCAACUUCAAGACAAGCCCUCCUAGAGAGGAUGCUAUGGAUAUCGAUGGCGAAGAGGUAGUUGAUAAUGAGGGAACACUUAAAUACAGGAUACAACUGCAACAAAUAGCAAACCGAAGACAAAAAUCGUUGUGCAUUGAGCUUGAGGAUAUAGCCACGUUUCAAAAGACUCAUGAUGAAUUGUUUAAACGCAUAACUAAAAAUGGCAAGAGAUAUGUUGACCUAUUUUGUCGCGCGAUAGAUGUAAUAAUGCCUUCGUCGACAGUAGAGUUGAGUGUAGAGGAUGAAGAUAUGGACUGGAGAAUCCACGAUCUAACGGAGAAGGCUAAGGCAAGCGACCAGAGCAUGGGACCUGCGUUUCCACCUUCGUUGCUAAGGAGAUACCACAUUUACUUAAUUCCGUCAUCUCAAUUACCCACAUACGCAAUCCGUCAAAUGAGGGGCGACCGUUUAGGCCAGCUAGUGAUAGUUCGAGGCAUGAUUACCCGAGUCACGAAUGUUAACCCAUUUGUGCAAGUAAAUACAUAUUUAUGCGAUCUCUGUGGCGAGGAGACGUUCCAGGAAAUAACCAAGAGGACAUUUAUGCCAUUGACACAAUGCACAUCAGAACGAUGCACAAAGAAUAGCGUUGCUGGGCACUUGCACAUGAAUGUUAGAGGAAGCAAGUUUGUACCAUUUCAAGAGGUUAAGAUGCAGGAAUUGACAGAUCAAGUUCCUGUAGGCCAUAUCCCUCGUUCAAUGACUCUUCACCUUUAUGGAUCCAUCGCCCGCUCACUCAACCCAGGGGACAUUGUCGAUGUGGCUGGCAUUUUUCUUCCUAUUCCAUAUACAGGCUUUAAGGCUUUGCGUGCUGGUCUUCUAACUGACGUAUAUCUUGAAGUACAUAACGUGACUCAACUCAAACAACAAUAUGAUAAAAUGGAAACCACACCCGAGAUACAUUCUCUUAUUACAAAGUUAUCUCAAGACCCAGAGGUCUAUACGAAAUUGUCUAAAAGUAUAGCACCUGAAAUCUACGGUCAUGAAGACGUGAAAAAAGCAUUAUUGCUACAAUUGAUUGGAGGCGUAACCAAGCAGAUGGGAGAUGGAAUGAAGAUUAGAGGAGAUUUGAAUAUUUGCUUGAUGGGAGAUCCUGGAGUCGCCAAGUCACAGUUGUUGAAAUAUAUAUCUAAAGCUGCUCCCCGAGGAGUUUAUACUACUGGAAGAGGAAGUUCUGGAGUGGGUUUAACCGCUUCUGUUUCUAGAGAUCCAGUGACUAGUGAGAUGAUUUUAGAGGGUGGCGCAUUAGUUCUAGCGGAUAAUGGCAUAUGUUGCAUUGAUGAAUUUGACAAGAUGGACGACACUGAUCGUACAGCUAUUCACGAAGUAAUGGAACAACAGACUAUUAGCAUUUCGAAAGCUGGUAUUACAACGACUCUGCAUGCACGCACAUCUGUUCUCGCAGCAGCCAACCCUCUGUAUGGGAGGUACAACCCUAAAGUAUCUCCAGUGCACAAUAUCAACCUCCCGGCUGCAUUAUUGUCUAGAUUUGAUAUUUUGUUUCUAAUUCUGGAUACACCCACACCAGAAGAUGAUACUCGGCUGGCGCAACAUAUUACUCACGUACACAUGUACAAGAAACAUCCAGAUAUGGAUUUUGAGUCAUUGGAUACCUUGACGAUAAGACAUUACAUUUCUGAAGCACGCAAGAAGCGCCCGGUGGUCCCGGGAGAUAUCACAGCCUAUGUCGUUAAUGCAUAUGUCAACUUGCGACAAAAGCAAAAACAAGAUGAAUUGCGUCAGAAAGAAUUCACACAUAUUAGCCCGCGUACUCUCCUCGCUGUUCUUCGUCUAUCGCAAGCUCUUGCUCGUUUAAGGCUAAAAGACGUUGUAGAUCAAUCCGAUGUAGAUGAAGCAUUGCGUCUGAUCGAUGUCUCAAAAUCAUCGUUAUAUGAAAAACGCAGUGACGAAGCGCAUAAUAUCGACAGAACUCCGACGACGGCACUUUAUAAUCUUAUUCGAUCAAUGGCAAGACAGGGUAAGAAGAAAGGUCCAUUGAAGAAUUUGAAAUACGUAGAUAUUAAAGAGCGCGCCAUCGCUAAGGGAUAUACAGAGCAGCAGUUGUUGCAAUGUAUUACAGAGUACGAGGAGACGGAUGUGUGGACUCUGAGCAAUCAGAGGACAAAGUUAACUUGGAUUAAUGGUGGCGGUGAUGACGAUAGUUGA